Messenger RNA from Leopardus geoffroyi (Geoffroy's cat), 3170 nucleotides. It is a transcript of the gene SLC16A3, whose product is annotated as solute carrier family 16 member 3. Gene Ontology annotation, cellular component: membrane. Gene Ontology annotation, molecular function: monocarboxylic acid transmembrane transporter activity. Gene Ontology annotation, biological process: monocarboxylic acid transport; transmembrane transport. The record is from RefSeq and is a predicted model, not a curated record. Bases 931 to 2373 code for a protein of 480 amino acids. The transcript has 7 exons. Lineage: Eukaryota; Metazoa; Chordata; Mammalia; Carnivora; Felidae.
GGAGUCGAGCAGUGGGACAAGAUGGCCAUGUGAUGGGCAGGCUGGGCAGGGUUCAGGACUAGAGGGGGUUGCUUUGAGCCUGCUCCAGCCACCACUCUGAGCCCUCCAGACCAGGGGGCUCUGACAGGGUGAGCCCAAAACCAUACACAGGACCACAGCCCACAGCCCCCUCCUUGUCACAUGAGGCAUGAUGUUGGAGAGGGGCUGGCCCCAGGGCAGGGUGUUUUCACACCACUGGCCUCUGCAAGAUGUGAGAGCUUUGGGAGCGCCCUGGGGGACUUCGUGAUCAGUGGAUGUGGUGUGGAGGGCCCAGGCUGGCUUAGCACGCUUGGGUCAUGCCUGGGGCAGACCUUCACCCAGUGCUCAGGGCCCAUCUCCCCAGAAAAAGCCCCAGACACCUCCCUCCAGUCAACAGCUCUGCCCACAGGUGGGGGCAGGGCGGAGGUGGGCAUCUGGGGUCCUGUGUCAGCCCUGGGAAGCGGACAAGCACCCAGACCAGUGUUGCUUUCUGAGCGCUGGGUGGAUGGAGGCAUCCGGAUACGAUGUUACCUAUUUGCACAACAGGGACAGCGGGGAAAGGAAGCUAGGGAGCCUGGGAGGCUCUCCGUCCUCCUGAAGGCGCGUGUCCCAGGCGUCCUGGUGCAGGAAGAGCCCAGGACGGAAUGCAACUGCUCCUCUCCUGCCCUGCCCGCCUGGAGCUGGUCUUGAGGACUGGAAGUCUGGCUAGUUAACUAGCCAAUCUCCCCAGAAGGCGAACCUACAGGCUCUAGAGUUGGAGGCCACCACAGCGAACCUCAGGGACACGGCCUUCCCUGGAAGCGCACGGGCCAGAGACCCAGGAUCCAAGAGCUAGUCUUUGGCCGCUGGCGGGAGAGGAGAGGGCUCCUGGGACCAGCCUCUGUCUGGGACGCACAACCUGUCCUCCUGGCCAUGGGCGGCGCCGUGGUUGACGAGGGUCCCACCGGCAUCAAGGCCCCUGAUGGGGGCUGGGGCUGGGCCGUCCUCUUCGGCUGCUUCGUCAUCACGGGCUUCUCCUACGCCUUCCCCAAGGCGGUCAGCGUCUUCUUCAAGGAGCUCAUGCGUGAGUUUGGGAUCGGCUACAGUGACACGGCCUGGAUCUCCUCCAUCCUGCUGGCCAUGCUGUACGGGACAGGCCCACUCUGCAGCGUGUGUGUGAACCGCUUUGGCUGCCGGCCCGUCAUGCUCGCGGGUGGCCUCCUGGCAUCCCUGGGCAUGGUGGCUGCGUCUUUCUGCGGAAGCAUCAUCCAGCUCUACCUCACUACCGGGGUCAUCACCGGUGAGCGGGGCCCAGCGGGGAGCGGGGCAGGCCACGGCACGCUCACUCCUCGGUGGCCAGGCUUGGGCUUGGCACUCAACUUCCAGCCCUCCCUCAUCAUGCUCAACCGCUAUUUCAACAAGAGGCGCCCCAUGGCCAACGGGCUGGCGGCCGCGGGCAGCCCCGUGUUCCUGUGCGCCCUGUCCCCACUGGGGCAGCUGCUGCAGGACCACUACGGCUGGCGGGGCGGCUUCCUCAUCUUGGGGGGCCUCCUGCUCAACUGCUGCGUGUGCGCCGCGCUCAUGAGGCCCCUGGAGGCAUCCCGGCCGGGUUCGGAGCCCGGGCCCCAGCGGCCAGCCAGGCGGCUGCUGGACCUGAGCGUCUUCCGGGACCGUGGCUUUGUCAUCUACGCCGUGGCCGCCUCCGUCAUGGUGCUGGGGCUCUUUGUGCCCCCCGUGUUCGUGGUGAGCUACGCCAAGGACCUGGGUGUGCCCGACACCCAGGCUGCCUUCCUGCUCACCGUCCUGGGCUUCAUCGAUAUCUUCGCCCGGCCCGCCGCGGGCUUCAUCACGGGGCUUAAGAAGGUGCGGCCGUACUCCGUCUACCUCUUCAGCUUCUCUAUGUUCUUCAACGGCUUCACGGACCUCACGGGGUCCACGGCCAGCGACUACGGUGGCCUGGUGGUCUUCUGCAUCUUCUUCGGCAUCUCCUACGGCAUGGUGGGGGCCCUGCAGUUCGAGGUGCUCAUGGCGAUUGUGGGCACCCAGAAGUUCUCCAGUGCCAUUGGCCUCGUGCUGCUGCUGGAGGCCAUUGCCGUGCUCAUUGGGCCCCCGUCGGGCGGCAAGCUCCUGGACGCGACGCACGUCUACCAGUACGUGUUUCUCCUGGCAGGGGCCGAGGUGCUGGCCUCCUCCCUCGUGCUGGUGCUGGGCAACUUCUUCUGCAUUAAGAAGAGGCCCGAGGCGGCUGUGGAGGAGGGGGAGCGCCACAAGCCCCCCGCGGACGUGAGGGUGGACUCUCGGGAGGUGGAACACUUCCUGAAAGCAGAGCCUGAGAAAAACGGGGAGGUGGUUCACACCCCAGAAACGAGCGUCUGAGCCGAGGAGGCCAGCAGGGGUGAGGGAACCGGACAGAGACUUCAAGGCUCGUGUUUAUUUCACAAACAGGACCGGCUUGGGUGGGGCCGUCCGUGUGUCUCGGGGGGCUGGUGAGGUGGGGACCGUGUCAUUCCAAAGCAGGUCUGUGGUAGAGCCAAGCCUCGAGGUUACAAGCCGUCUGCACCGGCACACAGCCUGCUGACCCCAGAGCAGCCUGGUGUCCACCGCUGUGCUCAGGGACCUAGAAACCCAUGCUUCAGAGACAACACGACUGGGGUCAGGGGCGGAGCGGCACUGUCUUGGGAGAGACCCCCCCUCACCCCGUGUGGCUGGCUGUACCCCGUCCCGCCCCACCUCCACCACGGCGCUCUAGCCCACCCCUCGCCGAGUGUUGGGGGACAAACCUCCCUUCCUCCGCUUCUGAAGGUCUGAAAUAAAUCCGCGUAUGGGAGGAGCCACCUUGGCAGGAAUGUCUUCAAAGAGCCGGGGUCUCAUUCUACGAGGGGCAGGGGUCUGACCGUUGGCUCCGAACUCACUUUUUCAACAGACAACCUGGUCGUUUUUACAAAGUGGCUCUGGCCCUUGUCAGCUGGGUCGGCUUUCCAAGCGCUGCUGGCUCUGGACCCCGUGUCGCCGGAGCCCAGAUGGCUCAGAGCAUCCACCCAGGGGCCCCGUGGCUGGAAGGGGUCUGGCCGCACCCAGGAGCCCCUUUGAGGCGUGGGCACUUCAGCUGAGACAUACGUGUGAUUCGUGUUCACUAUGUGUGUGUUUAAAGAAAAUGAUCUUCCUGCCUUCCA